GACCUCCACACUUCGUGCUCGGUACGGGGACUGCUAUUCUGGUUCGCGUUAGUAGACUGGUGCGCCACUCUUUGACUAGCGGUUGCGUAGCUUACGUGAAUGUUUUGUCGUAGCAGAGGCCCAGGUAAAAGGAAGUGGUCCCCCGUGGACGAGUAGCUACUAAAUCGGGACGAGAGUAAAUGGCACUUAAAAUAUUCAGCGAAUGAGUUUAAGCUAAUCGAGGUGAUCAUCAGAAAAGCAUCCAGUGGUCUGUUUUGAGCCAAAUGUGGGGAAGCAUUAGGAGCUGAAGAUAUAUUUUAUGAUGAAGCCCAGAUUAACAUUUGUCUGCCUAGCCCACGUGUCUCUUUUAUCAUGAACUGUUGAAAAGAAGAGGAUGAUGAAAUGAGAUAAAGUGGACGACUGGAGGAGCCUAGCCCCCUCACCUCCACCAGUUUGAAGCAUGGCUGGCCUACAGCUUGUUACCCCUGCCACCUCACCCAUGGGGCCUUUCUUUGGUCUUCCAUGGCAGCAGGAGGCUAUUCAUGAUAACAUUUAUACACCUAGAAAAUAUCAGGUUGAACUUCUUGAAGCAGCUCUUGAACGCAAUACCAUCGUCUGCUUGAAUACUGGCUCAGGGAAGACCUUCAUUGCAGUACUUCUAACAAAAGAGCUCUCCCACCAAAUACGUGGACCUUACCAAGAAAACGCGAAGAGGACUGUUUUUCUAGUGAACACAGCUUCUUCUGUAGUUCAGCAAGCAGCUGCAGUCAGGACUCACUCUGACCUCAGUGUGGGAGAGUAUACAGAUCUGGAGGAGACCUUAGUGUGGACUGACCAACGGUGGAGUCGAGAGAUAAUAGAAAAUCAGGUGCUGGUCAUGACUUGCCACAUAUUCCUUCAUGUUCUGAAGAAUAAAAUCUUACCAUUGUCGAAAAUCAACUUGGUGGUGUUUGAUGACUGCCACCUGGCCAUCACAGACCACCCUUACUGUCAGAUAAUGAAGCUGUUUGAGGGCUGCUCCUGCACUCCUCGUAUCCUCGGUCUCACAGCUUCCAUUCUGAAUGGAAAGUGUGACCCAUCAGAACUGGAGCAGAAGAUUCAGAAUCUGGAAAGAAUCCUUAAGAGCAAUGCUGAAACUGCCACCGAUCUUGUGGUCCUGGACAGAUACGCCUCUCAGCCAAGAGAAGUGGUGUUGGACUGCGGUUCCUAUGUGGACAAGAGUGGCCUCUCCUCCCGUUUGCAGGCUGAACUCAAUGAAGCUCUUCACUUCCUGAAUGACUGCAACAUAUCUGUGGUCAAGGAGGACCGUGAUCCCACAUUCAUCUCCAAACAGGUCCUCAAUGACUGCCGGGCCGUACUGCAGGUGCUGGGGCCCUGGUGUGCAGAUAAGGCAGCAGGCAUAAUGGUGCGCGAGCUUCAGAAGUACAUCAAACAUGAGCAGGAGGAGCUCAGCCGCAAGUUUCUACUCUUCACGGACACUAUUCUGCGCAAAGUGCACGCUCUCUGUGAGGAGCACUUCUCCCCCGCCUGCCUGGACCUCAAGUUUGUCACGCCAAAGGUCCUACGGCUGCUUGAGAUCCUGCACGAAUACAAGCCGUUUGAGCGGCAGCAGUUUGAAAGUGUGGAGUGGUACAACAACCGCAACCAGGACAACUACGUGUCCUGGAGCGACUCUGAGGAUGAAGAUGAGGAUGAAGAGGUGGAAGCCAAAGAGAGGCCUGAAGCUAACUUUCCCUCUCCAUUCACCAAUAUCCUGUGUGGAAUCAUCUUUGUGGAGAGGCGUUAUACAGCUGUUGUCCUCAAUCGUCUUAUCAAGGAGGCAGGGAAGCAGGACCCAGAGCUUGCUUAUAUAAGCAGCAACUUCAUCACAGGCCACAGUAUUGGCAAGAACCAGGCACGCAACAAGCAAAUGGAGGUGGAGUUCAGGAAGCAAGAGGAGGUUCUUCGCAAAUUCCGGGCUCAUGAAACUAACCUUCUGAUUGCCACCAGCAUCGUUGAGGAAGGCGUAGAUAUUCCAAAAUGUAACUUGGUGGUGCGGUUUGACUUGCCUACGGAGUACAGGUCCUACGUCCAGUCCAAAGGCAGAGCUAGGGCACCCGUCUCCAACUACAUCAUGCUGGCUGACACUGGGAGGACCAAAGCCUUUGAAGAAGAUCUCAGUACCUACAAGGCCAUAGAAAAAAUAUUAAGGAAUAAGUGCUCCAAGUCAGUGGAGGUGAGUGAGUUUGAAGUGGAACAGGUGAUGGAUGAUGACAACAUCCUACCACCGUAUGUUCUGCGGUCUGAGGAUGGAGGUCCUCGAGUCACCAUCAACACGGCCAUCGGACACAUUAACAGGUAUUGUGCUCGGCUGCCCAGCGACCCAUUCACUCACCUAGCACCAAAAUGUAAAACCGUAGAGAUGGGGGAUGGAUAUUUCCAGUCUACACUCUACUUGCCUAUAAACUCCCCUCUGCGAGUUCCUGUCAAGGGUCCAGUGAUGAAUUGUGCCAGACUGGCAGAGAAAGCGGUUGCACUAGUAUGCUGUGAGAAACUCCACAAAAUAGGUGAACUGGAUGAUCACCUGAUGCCCGUGGGAAAGGAGACGGUAAAAUACGAGGAGGAACUUGAUCUUCACGAUGAGGAGGAGACCAGUGUCCCAGGCCGGCCUGGUUCUACCAAGAGAAGGCAGUGCUACCCCAAAGCCAUACCGGAGUGUCUGUGUGACUGUUAUGCAGUACCGGAGCAGAGCUACUACCUGUAUGUGAUUGGGAUGGUGCUCACCACUCCCCUCCCAGAUGAGCUUAAUUUCCGUAGAAGAAAGCUCUACCCGCCAGAGGACACCACCAGGUGCUUCGGCAUACUGACUGCCAAACCCAUACCUCGAAUUCCCCAUUUCCCGGUGUACACUCGCUCUGGUGAGGUGACCAUCUCCAUCGAGUUGCAGAAGUCUGGCUUCACGCUCACCACUGCCCAGCUCGACCUCAUCACUCGUCUCCACCAGUACAUUUUCUCCCAUAUUCUCCGCCUGGAGAAACCUGCACUGGAGUUCAUGCCCACAAUGGCUGACUCUGCUUACUGUGUUCUACCUCUGAAUGUUGUUGGAGACUCCAACACACUAGAUAUGGAUUUUAAGUUUAUGGAGGACAUUGAGAAGUCUGAGGCCCGCACUGGCAUUCCUACUACUCAGUACACCAAGCAGAACCCCUUCACCUUUAAGCUGGAGGACUACCAGGAUGCUGUCAUCAUUCCAAGGUAUCGCAACUUCGACCAGCCUCAUCGCUUCUAUGUCGCUGAUGUGUACACAGACUUGACGCCACUCAGCAAGUUUCCUUCGCCAGAGUAUGAGACUUUCGCUGAGUACUACAAAACAAAGUACAACCUGGACUUGUCUAACCUUAACCAGCCACUCCUGGAUGUAGACCACACCUCCUCUAGACUAAACCUGUUAACCCCUCGACACCUAAACCAGAAGGGCAAAGCCCUGCCACUCAGCAGUGCAGAGAAGAGGAAGGCAAAGUGGGAGAGUCUACAGAACAAACAGAUCCUGGUUCCAGAACUGUGUGCCAUCCACCCUAUUCCAGCCUCCCUGUGGAGAAAAGCAGUGUGUCUGCCCAGCAUUCUUUACCGCCUACACUGCCUGUUGACUGCUGAGGAGCUCAGAGCUCAGACAGCUAGUGAGGCUGGAGUGGGAGUCCAGACCCUCCCCCCUGACUUCAGAUAUCCAAACCUGGACUUUGGCUGGAAAAGGUCUAUUGACAGCAAAACCUUCAUAUCCUGCCCUGAGUCCUGCAGCGAGGAAGGUGCCAGUCACUGUAAGCACCAAGAGACUAUAAGCCCUGAUCCCAGUUCUCUAAUGCUUCCCAGUGGUGAGCACUCUUCCAUGCCUGAGCAGGAGGACUUCAAAGCUUUAGAUUCUGAAGAAGUCCCCUGCACCAGGAACCUAACUAAUGGCACUGCCUUCGUUGCUAGCUGUGAUGAUGGCAACCAAAAUGAGCACCUUCCCCAAUGUGACAAUUGCCAAUGCUCCCAGCUCAGCUUUGCUAAGCUGCAGAGCUCCAAAUCAGUACAAAGCACUACCUCAGUUCUUGUGCAGCCCCCUCACACCUUGAAGAAGCCCAACUCCAGUCCUCCACAGCCUAGUGAUGAAUGUACAUCGGGGAGGACUUCAGACCACACAAAAAAAGCUACCUCAGUCUGCAGCCAAGCAGCCACGAGUCCCAACACUCCCACAGCACCUUCUGGUGUCUGUGCUGAUCCCCAGCAUGGAUCCCACGCAGCAAACUCACCCAAGAACUUGGGGCCCAACCCUGGUCUCAUCCUGCAGGCCCUGACCCUGUCUAAUGCCAGCGACGGCUUCAACCUGGAGCGUCUGGAGAUGCUCGGCGACUCUUUCCUGAAGCAUGCCAUUACUACAUACCUGUUCUGUACCUACCCUGAUGCUCACGAAGGACGUCUCAGCUACAUGCGCAGCAAGAAGGUGAGUAACUGUAACCUGUACCGUCUGGGAAAGAAGAAAGGGCUUCCUAGCAGAAUGGUGGUGUCCAUCUUCGACCCUCCAGUUAACUGGCUGCCUCCUGGAUAUGUGGUCAACCAGGACAAGAGCAGCACCGACAGACUUAAUUCAGAGGAGGCCAAAGAGGAGCUUUUGGCUAACGGGAGAUCUGGACACGAAUAUGAUGAGGAUGAUGAUGAGGGCGAGGAUGUAGAUGAAGAUGGCGAGCUGAUGCUGAAAGAUGAGCCAAAAGAUGAAGUGAACAUGGAGGAUGAUCUUGAGUAUUACAAGGAGCACAUCCGCUUCAUUGACAACAUGUUGCUGGGAUCUGGAGCAUUUGGGAAGAAGAUCUCAUUGAGUGGGUUCCCUCCCAAUCUUACUCCAGCUUCAGGCUCCUCACCAGCUAUGGAAUCUCCGUAUGAUUGGAAAACCCCCAAGAAGCCCCCCCAUCCAACCGCAGCUCAUUACCCCACAGAGCAGGUGCCCAGUGGGCCCUCACCUGAGGAGUUUGACUACAGCUCGUGGGAUGCAAUGUGCUACCUGGACCCCAGCAAGGCCGGCGAGGAGGAUGACUUUGUGGUAGGCUUUUGGAAUCCAUCGGAAGAGAACUGUGGCACUGAGCUCGGUAAGCAGUCCAUAUCCUACGACCUGCAUACAGAGCAGUGCAUCGCAGACAAGAGCAUCGCUGACUGUGUCGAGGCUCUGCUAGGUUGCUACCUGACCAGCUGUGGAGAGAGAGCUGCACAAAUGUUCCUGUGUUCAUUGGGCCUCAAGGUUUUACCAUUGGAGAGAGGGACACUGACUGGAGCAGUGGCACAGGUUCACACUCAUACUCAAGUUGCAGACCUGUGUUACGGCUGGCUCAAGAUCCCACCCCGCUGCAUGCUGGACCAUCCAGAUGCAGAACGAACUCUCAACCACCUCAUAUCUGGCUUUGAGAACUUUGAAAAAAAGAUCAACUACACUUUUAAGAACAAGGCUUAUCUCCUGCAAGCCUUCACUCACGCUUCCUACCAUUAUAACACCAUUACAGAUUGUUACCAGCGGCUGGAGUUUCUUGGCGAUGCAAUUCUAGACUACCUCAUAACAAAGCACCUUUACGAAGACCCACGGCAGCACUCUCCUGGAGUACUGACUGACCUGCGCUCAGCGCUCGUCAACAACACCAUCUUUGCCUCUCUGGCUGUUAAAUACGAUUAUCACAAGUACUUCAAGGCCAUCUCGCCAGAGCUUUUCCACGUCAUCGAUGACUUUGUGCAGUUUCAGCUGGAGAAGAAUGAAAUGCAAGGCAUGGACUCUGAGCUGCGGCGCUCCGAAGAAGACGAAGAGAAGGAGGAGGACAUUGAAGUCCCUAAGGCCAUGGGAGAUAUCUUUGAGUCGCUAGCUGGAGCAAUUUACAUGGACAGCAGGAUGUCAUUGGAGACUGUGUGGCAAGUGUAUUAUCCAAUGAUGAGGCCACUUAUAGAGAAAUUCUCUGCCAAUGUGCCACGCUCUCCUGUGAGAGAGCUGCUCGAGAUGGAACCAGAAACUGCAAAGUUCAGCCCUGCAGAAAGGACAUAUGAUGGGAAAGUCCGCGUGACAGUGGAGGUCGUUGGAAAGGGCAAGUUUAAAGGUGUUGGCCGCAGCUACCGGAUUGCCAAGUCGGCGGCGGCGCGACGAGCUCUGCGCAGCCUCAAAGCCAAUCAACCUCAGGUUCAAAACAAUUGAGCUCUCUUACUGAGCUGUCAGCAUUAGCACCUAAGUUACCGAAGCCGACAGAGCAACGUCGGCUUCCGAACACAGCGUGAUACUAGCCCUGUAUCUUUAGCCUGUGAUGGCACAACAACGGCACCCAGGGAACACUGUGUGCAGACACAACAAUUGAAGAAGACUGAUAUCACAGCCGAUUUCACAUGAGAUAUUCUACCUUUCUUCUUUUUUUCUUCUUUUUUUUGCGCAAACACAAUCUUUACUUUUCCUCUCUGCUUUGUGUAAUCAUGAGUGCUUUAUUAACGUUUAGCAAAGUGUUUAUAAAAAAAAAAAGGUCAGGUCACAGUGUCAAUUCCCCACUGUUCUUUUUGUCGUCAUCUGUUUUUAACCUUGUGUCAGUGAGAUGAGGCUUACGCUUAUUGUGUAGUAUUAGAUUGUACAUAGUUCAAUCAGAGGUGUAUGUAGGAAGAAAAGAAAACGCUAAACUCCUCAGCCUGUGCACUAGUGCCAGUCAGUUUUAAAGCGGUUUGUAAAACGCUAACGGCAGACGUGGCUAACAGAUACCACUGGAGCAAACACCUGGUGGGAUUUCUGUCUAAUCUGUCUUGAAAUGUAUUCUUGAUCAGUUUUGCACUUAUUCCAUUAGGAUCUGUUAUUUUGAGAAUGGUGUGGUCAGAUUGACACCAAAAUCAUAUACGUAGCAAAGUAUAUAAAUAUAUAUGAAAUGCAUCAAUGAUAUUAUUGGCCUUAGAUGCUAAGGCUCACCGUCAUCCUGCAAAACGGAUAGGAAUUACAACAUUCCCAGUUACUGUAAUUUAAACUAGUUUCUAACCGCACUUGAGGUUGCAUGUUCUUGUAGCUUAUGUAUAAACCGAGACAACUGGAUGGCUUCUAUAAAUGUUUCAAGUCUACGGCUAUAUGUAGUGCGAGAGCCAGAUGAGAUGUUUAAGGCAUUAUCUCGGCGAUUUGGUUUUAGCAAUGCCAAGAGGUGAUGGAGUCGACUUGGUCAGUCUUGCGCAAUAGAUGUCUUUCCACAGCAAAUCAUCCAGUUUUGAUACGAGGAAAAAAGAGAGACAUAUCACCCGUUCAAUAUGCUGCAGAAUUUUCUAUGAAUUGGAUACUCGUGUGUGACACGGAAUCUUUUCAGACAGUCUUUGUGAACAAGACCAAUUCAUUUCAACAGUGUUCCUCACAUCCCUUACCUACCAAAGCUAUAGUAGAUGUGACACUAUGAGAAUGAAGUCAGUUCCUGAGGGUAAGGAUACCAGCCUUGUCUGUGGUUUUUGCUUCUUGCUAAAUGUCUCCUCCUCCCCCUCAUAAAUAAGCCCUUUUCACUUGAAUACCUCAGUUAAUUGCAUGCAUUUUCUUGUCUUUGUUUUUCUUUUUUGUUUGGUGCUAUUUUUUUUUGUAUUAAGCUUGAACUUCUCAUCUUUUUGCACUGUAACUAUAAUACCUCUUUAUUUGACCUCCUUUUUUCCCUUUUUUUUUUCUUUUUUAAACUGUUUAGUUUGGUGGUCCUGUUUGUUUGCUAUAGAGCUGUAAAGGAGAGCUGUGUGGUCGACUCUUCUUCCCUCUCAUACUUGAGGCACUUGAUGAUUUUUAGAGGGCGGGGAUAGGAAUUGUUUUCUCUGCACAUAAAUUAGUUUCAUCAUCUAUUCAUUUCAAACAAUUUAGAGUGUCUUUUUCAAUUCAGGGGUAAAACAGACGAUUGAUUGAUCACAUGAGGAUACAUGCUUGUAGAGGUAAUCGGAUUGCACUCUUAAAUUUGCUCCAAAACAUAGGCGGUGAAAAUACUUGACUUAACUCUUCAAUUCUGUCUUCAUAAAUAAGGGUUGGAGACUUUUACCUGUGUGACACCUGAACUGUUAGUAUAGCGAUCUGAAAUCUAAUCGGUCACAAAAUCCUCCACACAGGUCUUCUACCUCAAAGGACCGUCCUCUCAGUGUUCAUUUCUGCACGAGACUGCAGUUCAGUUCAGUGCACUCUGACAGCGCCGUCUACAUCAGAUCUUCAGUAUACAAUAAGCCAAUCUCCAAUUCCAUCAUAAUGAUUUGCGUCGCUUGUCUUGAAUCAAAGAUGUGACUCAGAUCUUAGUGCCUUCUGUGGGAGGAAACCAGCAUGUGCACGGACUGGAUCGCAGGCCCUGCUCGUAUCUGACGUUAACAUGGAUAUUCGGCGUUCUGAGUGGACAGCCCACUUCACUCCUGUCAUUAGAAUGCAUCUCGUGGGUGUUGUGGUGCAGAGUACCACUCAUGAUUGGCUCUCAGUCAUCCACUCUGUAUGUAAAUAUGUGCCUGCCUCAACACCAUUUUCAACAACCACAUGCCAGAUCCUGCACGGGUACACUUUCCAAACCCGCGUUUGCCCCUGCUCGGACGGCUCGGUCAUUCCCUGUAGUCGUCUCUAGGUCAAAUCCAGAUAACUUGCCAUGUAUGGGCUAUGGACAGUGUUAGCUAUGAUACUUGGCCAAGAUGGGUCAUUGUUUAGAGUGGGCCUGUGGAAAGUGACUUGGGGAACACUGAAAAGAAAAAUGCCUGGUGAAAGCAGUUAGCUGCAGGAUUGGAUUUUUGGCCUGGAGUUUUCUUUUGUUUUGUUUUACUGGCAGGUUACCAGUCAGUGGAGUAGCCUCCCGAGUAGCGUACACAGGAUGUUCAGCGACACACUGAAUACACAAAUCCACAUGAAUGUAUAUGUUCUUGCUUUUGAUCUAAACUCCCUAAUUAAACUGAAGAUUAUUCCUAAAUAAAUCAUGUCACUGAUUGGCUCCAGUGUCCUUGGCUGAUUGAAGACCCACUGCAGACAUUUUCUAACUCUGACCUGUGCUAAGUGUUACUAGAAAAAAACAUAAACCUGAGAGCUCAGAACAGGGCCUUCCCUCUGAUUGGUUACCUGAAAGGGUUUCGAUCAGCAAUAGAGGGCAGAAGUAUUCUGUGUUAGAAACACCCAAACGAAGUUCAGACUGAUAGCUGCUGCAGUACAGUAGUUUUGAAUCUGUCGGAAGAAGGGCACAAAUCCCAAAUUUCUGCUGACCCGUUUGUUGCACCAACUGGUCCUGGUUUCUUUUUCCCAGAUUUCCGUUCACUUCCUUUGGUCCUGCAGAAUGUGAAACUUUGCAACACUUCAGUCCACCUUUUUACAGCUUAUCACCGUCAGAGUGCAAUCUGUUAUUAUUUCUCAAGCAGGCAGAGUGGAACUAUGAAAACCAGGCUGUGAUUUCUCAUUCCCCCAUUAGAGACACUGUGGGCUGUCAGUUUCACCCUGCCACUCCUCAGUCUGUAGUAAACACACAGAGCUGAACACACUAAUCAUCAGUGAGACUCUGGGAGGGACGGAAGAGGGAUUAUUUAAAAAAGAAAAAAUGUGAAUCGCUCACGGUGCCACACCCACUGUAUUUUGUGUGACCGACAGAAAACGAGGAUCACGAAUAAUCUCGUCAGCCACGUGUGGCAUCUGUCUCGAACAGCCGUUUCAGAUGGAGACGAAGAAGUGUGUGGGAGUGCUGAAAUAAAGGUAGCCCUGGAUUAUUUUGAGUGGACAAUGUAUUCUUCUACUGGCAAAGGUUUUUGUUUUUGGGGUUUUUUUUUCUUUUUGUACAUGUAGCACAAUUGAGCAUUGCACUUGGGCGCCAUACUUUACCUCAUGUCAAAGUGUGAAAGGGACUGAACAAUGGAGGAAAAAGCAGUGUGUGUAUAUAUGAUGCCAUGUUAAGGACUAACUUGUGGUUCAGGCUUUGCUGCUGUCUCCGUUGCUGGUGUUACACAAAUCUAUGUUUAAAAUGAGAGAAUGAGAUGAUUGGAGAGGAAAGAUAAAAACGUGCCUGCAGGCUCUCACCUGACAAAUACACUGUAAGAAGAAUCUCUGUAAUUGGGGCUAAAAUGUCUGGAUGUCAUGUGUCAGAUAUCCUGCCUUAAAUGUGUUUGGAAAUGAAUUGUGAAGUCCAACUGACACUUUGAAUUGAAUUCUGCUUUGUCACAAAAUGCAAACUAGCCCACUACAGGAGGAGAAAUGAGGCUGGCACGUGUAAUCAAACUUCCAGCCUUUUGAGAACCUAAAGGAAAAAUCUACUCAUGCUCAUGAGAUGCGGCUCACAUGAGUACGUCUGCUCUUCAAGUGUAGGCUGAAAGUGGUCUGUCAUUCGUACGAAUUGGACCAUAAACUGUUUACAUUUGAUUGUCUGUGAUCUUCUGUGAAUUCUUUGCCUGUAAAACUAUUGCUCAACUUCGCUGUGGAUGUAAUUAGAAUGUUUUGACACCAAUCACGAAAAAAGCAACACUUUGAAGUCAAACUAGAUAGAUUACUGUAGUAACACUGUUUGGUCUUCAAGUUGGGAUUUAUCAGAACACCUUCAGCAUCAGCAGCAGUCUUCUUUCUGCAGCUGCUGUAAACAAGCAAACACUGCACUUCUUGGUCCUUUGUGCAAACUUCAACAGUUACUAUGGAGACGCUGAACUGGGUCUCCUCCAGUAGGUCAAAGUAUCUAGCCCCGUAUGCAGCCUUGUGUCCACAGCUCACUCUGUAAUUUUCCCUUUCAUUGAUCUGACUACAUAAAGUCUGCAGAAACAACAAAUGGUCCUUUUCAAGGUAGAGUAGAGCCUAACCAAAAUGGCAAACUUUCAGUACUGAUAUAUUAACUGAUAUUGGCUAUGUGUGCUAAUGUAUGCAGUACCAUUGUGUACUGUGGAUUUGACAAACUGUGAUUAUGUCAUUUCUCAAUUACAUCAAGCGUUCCUGAACUGUAGUGCUCCUAAAACAAUACAUUGUCUCAAUACUACUUUAUUUAGAAUUUAAUUUGCGAGCUUAGACUAAUGGAUCUGACACCUGAUUACAGUGUCAAUGAUUUUUAAGUCUCGGCGAGGUGUGUGCAGUUUAACAAAUAGGGAAGAUAAUGUGUGCUGUUAUAUUUUUAGUGUGGGGUGGGAGACCUAGCAGAACUCACUCUGUAGUUUAUUAGACAUGGGAAUGGAAAGUUCAUGCUGAUGAUUUGUGAAAACUCCAAUCCAAUAGUGUCCAUAGUACUGUGUUCAGUAGUCCUACAUGAACAUCCCAGAACAUCAGAGUGGUAUGCACUUUGGUGGAAUCAUUCAGCUGAGCCGAGUUUUCAAAGGGGCAGACCAAUGAAUUUAGCCCCCCCCCAAAAAAAAAAAAAAAUCAGCUGAAUAAAGUGACAGCAGUAGAAGUCCUUUAAUGUUUAUGGUGUUGAAGGUGGACUUGGACUCACUACGGUGUGCUCAUGUUUGUAUUUGUAUUUUAGGACCUUACAGCAGAUAUCAGUGGGUACUGUGGUGAAUAGUAUGACAAUCUUGGGAAAUGGUUAAGGUUUUCUAAAAUGCUUAAUUACAAUCAAGUUUCCAAAGUGUUUAAGUUUUCUGUGAAUGAGUGUCAGAAAAUUCUUUUUUUUUUUUUUUUUACAUCCACCGUGACAUCAGAGUUUCAAAUGUUUUUAUGUUGGGCAGGCACUAGAUCUCGAUGUCAGGUCGGCUAUCUGCAUUUGUCUGAUUGACUGACUGUAAAUUUGUAAAGCAAAUGUCACCGUAUCCAGCAUUAUUGGUGUUUUUUUUUUUUUUUUAAAGUGGGUUUUUCCUUCAAGGAUCAAAUAUGGAGUGUAAGAAAACCAACAUUGCUUUGUUAAAUGUUAAACAGUGAAAAGUGGGGUAAAGAGAGAACUCAUGGCAGCAAGAAAUUGGUCUCAUGAAGCCAGCAUGGAACAUCCUGUUCACCAUGCGGCAGAACACCAGCAGAAUGGAGCUACACAGAUCGAGUGAACUGUUAUCAGUAUGAGGAAUUAUGGGCCAUCACAACCUGCAGCAAAUAUAUUUAAGGGACUUUGGAAUAGAACUCAAUCAUACUGUAAUACCGUGCUGCAGUGGUUUGCGGUCUGCACCUUAUGGAUCACAAAUACCUUUAAUUCCCCCCAUGUUUUUAUAAUUGUAGCCCGUUAUAUCUACAAUAAAAAUAAUGGUAUGGUCA
Oreochromis aureus is the source of this 12109-nucleotide messenger RNA. It is a transcript of the gene dicer1, whose product is annotated as dicer 1, ribonuclease type III. The record is from RefSeq and is a predicted model, not a curated record. NCBI's taxonomy places the organism in Eukaryota, Metazoa, Chordata, Actinopteri, Cichliformes, Cichlidae. The transcript is spliced from 29 exons. Gene Ontology annotation, cellular component: cytoplasm; RISC complex; nucleus. Gene Ontology annotation, biological process: siRNA processing; pre-miRNA processing; apoptotic DNA fragmentation. Gene Ontology annotation, molecular function: ribonuclease III activity; ATP binding; RNA binding. Bases 440 to 6160 code for a protein of 1906 amino acids.